Molecule: messenger RNA, 3040 nt
Organism: Rhododendron vialii
Lineage: Eukaryota; Viridiplantae; Streptophyta; Magnoliopsida; Ericales; Ericaceae
Product: probable serine/threonine-protein kinase WNK4
Exons: 7
Coding region: 694-2595 (633 amino acids)
Biological process (GO): protein phosphorylation; intracellular signal transduction
Cellular component (GO): cytoplasm
Molecular function (GO): ATP binding; protein serine/threonine kinase activity
Source: RefSeq, a predicted model, not a curated record
UCAUUUGUUGUUGUGCGCCUUUUGUCUCUCCCAAUUUGUAGUUUUCACUCUCUCCCAAAAACUCCACAAACAGAUUCAUUCUCUCUCUCUCUCUCUCUCUCUCUCUCUCUCUCUCUCCACAUCCGUUCUCUCUCAACAACCUCUUUCUCUCGAUUCCUUUCCUACACCACAAAUGGAACGCCCAAAUCGCAGCCACAGAUUCUUCAAGUUCAGGUCCAUCUCAACACUGCUCGCUUCGUUUUCCUCUUAAUUAAGCAGCAAUUAAAUUUCCGCUCCUGUCCCCGAAUGAAAACCGAUUUUCCAGGAAAGUCCAGUAUCCCGAGACAAUAUCCUUCCUCCCCUGCUUCUUUUUGUACGCCUGCCAACAAAAACCUCGCUCUCAUUCACCUGUCAAAUCCAAUCCUCUCAAUCCUCACUACUACUACUACGACUACUUUUCAAAGCCCAAUGUUUGCUAAGAACUACGACUUCUCUCGCGCUGUUGUUGAGAUGUCUUGGAUCAUGCUGAGAAUUGACUACUCCAGGCUCUUUUGGCUCCUAUUCGGUGUCUUUUCUUACGAGAAUCACGAAGGAAAACCUCGGAUUUAGGUUUCUCAGACACCUCCCUCUAUCUCUCUCUCUCUCUCUCUCUCUCCCUCUCUUUCUCUCUGUUCUCUUCGAUUAGGUGACUAGUUUUCGAAUUACGUUUUAAACAUGCAAAAAGGAAGUAGUCCUCGAGACCGAGCGGAUGAAGCCGAGGCCGAUUGUGUCUACGCGGAAACCGAUCCAACCAGACGCUACGGUCGUUUUGAAGAAAUUCUUGGAAAAGGGGCAAUGAAAACUGUUUACAAGGCUAUUGAUGAGGUCCUUGGAAUGGAGGUUGCGUGGAACCAGGUAAAACUCAAUGACUUGCUUCGGUCAUCAGAGGACUUACAACGGCUAUACUCAGAGGUUCACCUCCUCAGCACUCUCAAUCACGAUUCAAUUAUCCAGUUCCACACAUCUUGGAUUGAUGUUGAUCGAAGGACCUUCAAUUUCAUUACUGAAAUGUUAACUUCAGGCACCCUCCGCGAAUAUAGGAAGAAGUAUAAACGAAUGGACAUCCGUGCCAUCAAGAUUUGGGCCCGUCAAAUACUAUCUGCCCUAGUCUAUCUGCAUGGUCAUGAUCCACCAGUGAUCCAUAGAGACCUUAAGUGUGACAAUAUCUUUGUCAAUGGCCAUCUUGGACAAGUGAAGAUUGGCGAUCUGGGCUUGGCAGCAAUUCUCCGUGGGUCUCUCACAGCACACAGUGUUAUAGGCACACCAGAAUUCAUGGCGCCCGAACUAUACGAGGAAAGUUAUAAUGAACUUGUUGAUGAGUACUCAUUUGGUAUGUGCGUUUUAGAGAUGCUCACUUCUGAAUACCCAUAUAGUGAAUGCACCAACCCAGCACAAAUUUACAAGAAGGUGACAUCGGGCAAGCUGCCAAGAGCAUUCUACAAAAUUGAAGACUUGGAAGCACAAGGAUUUAUAGGCAAAUGCUUGGAACCUGCCUCAAAGAGAUUAUCAGCAAAAGAGCUAUUGCUUGACCCAUUUCUUGCCUUUGAUGAUGGUGACUUGUCACGUCUUACAAAGACUCGAAGUCUGAAGCCUUUCUUGAACGGGAAAAUAGGAAUAGCAGAUUUGCGACUGUCUGCGAAUCCACCAAGAACAGACAUGACUAUCACAGGGAAGCUAAAUCCUGAAGAUGACGCCAUAUUCCUGAAGGUGCAGAUUCCCGAUGAUGAAGGUUCUGCUAGGAACGUUUAUUUCCCUUUUGACAUUGUGAGUGACACACCGUUAGAUGUUGCAACUGAGAUGGUGAAGGAGUUGGAGAUCAAUGAUUGGGAACCCUUUGAAAUUGCUGAUAUGAUUGAAGGAGAGAUAUCUGCUCUCAUACCCCAUUGGAAGAAACAGGGCCAGCCUGAAUCUGAUCACUGGGAGCAUCAUCAAGAGGAUGAUGACGGGCACCAUCACCUUCUCUAUUCUUUCUCCUCUUGUUCAUCAUCCCAAGUGUCUCUCCCGGGCUUUGUUAAUAUACACGAGAUGGAUACAAGUUCUCAUCAUUGUGAUUGGAUCCGAGAUGACUUAUUUGAUGAUACCAGCUCUCAAAGUUCUUUCUGUUCUGAAAAAUAUUCCAAUUUGAACUAUUAUUCUUGUGAAGAGCGUGAUUCUGAAUCGAGCCAUAUAGUACGAGACCAUCAGUACUCAGUUUCGAAUAUACAAAAGUCUACAAGGUUCUGUCCAGAAGAAACUUCUAGCACCGGCCAGCAUACUGCUAGGAAUUACCACAAGCAAAGUAUAGUUUUGCUCGACUCCAAACAAGCUUCUACUUCUAAAGGUAAAUGGGCGAUGGACAGCCGUCAGUUGACAAGAAACCAAUCUCUGGUGGAUAUGCGAUCCCAGUUGCUGCACCGAUCAUUAGUGGAAGAGCUGAAUAAGAGACGACUGUUCAAGACUGUUGGUGCUGUGGAAAAUAUCGGGUUUCAGAACCCUUGUAGGGUUUCUGCCAAGGGGUCAAAGCCCGGAGGAGGGGCUUACGCUUUGAGAACUGGAAGUGAUGGUAAGAGUCUAGGCCAUAAAGGAAGCAGAGCCUGAAUUCUCAGUUAUCUUGAAUCUAGAAGUUAUGAAGAGAAGUCUGUACAUAUUGCUAUCUGAUGUAAAUAUUCAGCAGAUGCCCUAGACCAGUCCACAGUUUGCUGCAGUAAGUCAUGCCAUUCCAUUGGCCCUUUGAGGUGUGUUACUACAGCUAGUCUGGCCCUUUUAUGAUUAUGUUUUUAAUCAGCGGGAAAAAAGAAGACGACAAUAAUGUAUUUUUCCAUGUUGAUCCUUUUUGUUGUUAUCUUUGUCUACAUUCUGUGGUAUUGUAACAAAGUUGUCAGGCGGCAAAACUUGUGAAUGAAACCUAGCAUCCUUCUGUUUGGUUGCUUUGCCCACUUUUGGUUGUCUGAUCUUACAAGGAAGGGUGCUUAUGAGUAAUGUCAUUGUGUAUCCGCAUUUCUGAUUGUUCCAAAUAAAUAAUAACUCAAAUAUUAAGAUUUUA